Molecule: messenger RNA, 2654 nt
Organism: Phacochoerus africanus (Common warthog)
Lineage: Eukaryota; Metazoa; Chordata; Mammalia; Artiodactyla; Suidae
Gene: CD55
Product: CD55 molecule (Cromer blood group)
Exons: 7
Coding region: 215-1939 (574 amino acids)
Source: RefSeq, a predicted model, not a curated record
AGUACCUGGUGUGAGCAAAACCCCUUCUCCACCCUUUCCUGGCUCCAUCUUUGGUGAUUCAGAGCCCUGGUCCCGCCCAAGGCACUAAUUUAACUCGGACUGCGUAACUACCAGGAGCUUUUUCUCUAUCGAGCCUCUUGGCCCGGUUCAUUUCGUCUUAAUCGCGGAGGUCGCAGAGUCCCGGAGCCGCUCGGGGUCCCCGUCCCCGCGCGCCAUGAGUCCCCUGCCGCGGAGCGCCCCCGCGGUGAGGCGCCUAAUGGGCGGACAGACGCCGCCGCUGCUGCUGCUGCUGCUGCUGUGUAUCCCGGCUGCGCAGGGUGACUGCAGCCUUCCACCCGAUGUACCUGAUGCCCAACCAGUUUUGGGAGGUCUUGCAAGUUUUCCUGAAGAAACCACAAUAACAUACAAGUGUAACAAAGGCUUUGUCAAAGUUCCUGGUAUGGCAGACUCAGUGCUCUGUCUUAAUGAUAAAUGGUCAGAAGUUGCAGAAUUUUGUAGUCGUAGCUGUGAUGCUCCAACCAGGCUACCUUUUGCGUCUCUUAAAAAGUCUUACAGCAAACAGAAUUAUUUCCCAGAGGGUUCCAUUGUGGAAUAUGAGUGCCGUAAGGGCUAUAAAAGGGAUCUUACUCUAUCAGAAAAACUAACUUGCCUUCAGAAUUUUACGUGGUCCAAACCUGAUGAAUUUUGCAAAAAAAAACAAUGUCCGACUCCUGGAGAACUAAAAAAUGGUCAUGUCAAUAUAACAACUGACUUAUUACUUGGCGCAUCCAUCUUUUUCUCAUGUAACGCAGGGUACAGACUAGUUGGUGCAACUUCUAGUUACUGUUUUGCCACAGCAGAUGAUGUUGGGUGGAGUGAUCCAUUGCCAGAAUGCCAAGAAAUUUCUCCAACUGUCAAAGCCAUACCAACUGUUGAGAAACCCAUCACAGUAAAUUUUCCAGGUACCAAAGCGCUAUCAUCUCCUCAGAAACCCUCCACAGCAAAUACUCUAGCUACAGAGUUACUACCAACUCCUCAGGAACCCACCACAGUAAAUGUUCCAGAUAGUAAAGCCAUAUCAUCUCCUCAGAAACCCUCCACAGUAAAUACUCCAGCUACAGACUUACUACCAACUCCUCAGGAACCCACCACAGUAAAUGUUCCAGAUAGUAAAGCCAUAUCAUCUCCUCAGAAACCCUCCACAGUAAAUACUCCAGCUACAGACUUACUACCAACUCCUCAGGAACCCACCACAGUAAAUGUUCCAGAUAGUAAAGCCAUAUCAUCUCCUCAGAAACCCUACACAGUAAAUACUCCAGCUACAGACUUACUACCAACUCCUCAGGAACCCACCACAGUAAAUGUUCCAGCUCCAGAAGUCCCAUCAACUUCUCAGAAACCUUCCACAGCAAAUGAUUCUGCCACACGAGCCCCCAGUUCCCCCAUAUCAAACACUCUCUCUACAGCAGCCCAGAAUCCCAUCAUGGCAAAUGCUUCUGCACCACAAGCCACAUCAACAACCCAAAGAUUCACCACAGCAAAAGCUUCACUGACAAAAGUUUCUCUUCGAGAAACACGAAAGUCCACUCCUGUACAUACCUCAAAAACUAAAGGUCUACAGCAAAGAUUGACUUCUGCUCAUGUUACAGCAACAAAGUAUCCAGCUGUUCCCAGGGCCACAACGAGUUUUCAUUCAAGUACAUCUAAAAAUCGAGGAAACCCUUCUUCAGGCAUGAGAAUCAUGUCGUCUGGUAAGUUUGGCUCUCCGGCAGUUAAAAGAAAUUGUCUUCUCUGUAGGAAGUACCAUCCAUAUUCCUGGAAAAGAAUAUUGCUUUUUAACUGUCUUAGGAAUACUAUUAAAAUGCAUUGUUUAUGGGUGCCAAAGAGAAAAUGGAUAAAUGCCUUGUAUCGACGUGUUUUGUGGACACCAUUUGGUACUCGGUAUGUGGUAUGUUCCUAAGUAUUCCCAACCAUGUUCUUCUUCCAAGGUAAUUUUAGGAAACUUCACUUGGCCAAUCAGUCAAGUAUUAUUGCAUGCCUUUUGUCACAAUAGAUCAUUCUGGUGGCUGAAGUUUCUACUCUGAAGUAUUUUAUAAUUAAUCAUAAACUACUCCUUGACCAUUUCUAGAUUUCUGUGCUAUUCCAGGUAAAACAAAGGGCACUACUUUUGAUUAUAUCCUCUUCCUUUAGCCUCCCCUGUUAGUGGUUUAAAUUUAUCUUGAAAAAAUAUUCCAUCGCUGUCAACAUACCUGUGUUGCAAUUCCUUCUAGCAUUUGACCCAGUCCUUUUUUGUUCGUAAAUACAUUAUUUGAUGUUAUGCAUUAACGAGAAGAUUAAUAAACCCCUAAAGUAGAAUGGUAAAAGAAAUGUUUGUUAAGAAGCAAUACAGCUAAAGUGGCAUGUUGAUAAGUAAUGUCUAAUAGAAAAUACACUUAUAAAAAGUGUAUAUGUUCGACUUAUGUAUUUAUAAGCGGAAGCCUCCUAUCGUAUGCAUGUAUGAAUAUAAAACUGAAAGCAGGUACUUGUUUUUUAUUUUUAUUAUUUUUUAUUAUAGUUUUUAUAUUUUAAAUGAACCUCUUUUAAGUUAAAAGAUUUAUCUUGAAAGAUUCCAAUAGUUGGAGUUCACUUUGUUCAUUCUACAUUUUAAAUAAAAAUAAAUGUAUUCUAAAUGAAAA